Messenger RNA from Ectocarpus sp. CCAP 1310/34, 336 nucleotides. The record is from the annotation of a GenBank genome assembly. NCBI's taxonomy places the organism in Eukaryota, Phaeophyceae, Ectocarpales, Ectocarpaceae.
AUGCUCUGUAGAGCCCAGGACGUACCGUCGGUUGCAGUUCUUGGAUCAGCAACACGAGUUGUGAAACGGAGCCGGCCGACUUCCCUCAGGGUCACAGCAACAUCACCGGCCUGCGGCGAAAGGCAGCUGCUCAAUUACUCGUGGUCAGAAGUUGGUGGAGCUGGAUACGACGAAAUCGGUACUGAAGUGUUUCAGGGCUUGGCGCAGCGCGAUCCUACGGUCAUUACGUUUCCUGCGUACACCCUGGGCUAUCCUGGGUCCAGCUACCUCUUUGCCGCAGCUGCGACUUCGCAGCUGUCGGAAGCGAGCGCCUCAACGACCGUGGAGGUGCGUUAA